CCGGCCUCGGCAGGUGACUCUAACCCCUGGGUCUCCGUGUACCUCACGGACGGUGGUCGCUGCCCUGUGGGGAGCCCCCGGACAUCACGGGCUCCACUUUUCCAGCCUUGAAGUGUUUUACAAUCAAAGCAAAGAGAAGAUUUGUGGAUGUUGAAUAUGCAAGGAGCUGAAAACAGAGAGAUUGGAAGAGAGAUGUGUCCAGGUUGGAUGAACAAGCCUGCUCCAGAGCAGGAUGGCACUGAUAUUGAGUUGCCAGGGGUAGCAUCAAAGAGAUCCCGAGAAGAUGAAUACCAGGAUUCUACAUUUGAAGAAAAACAUAUAUGUGAGAACAUGAAGAAAAACCUUCCCAGAGAGGCUCCUGGACCACGCUUUUUCCGAGAAGGUUUUGGAGCAAUAACUUUUAUCCAUAAGGAAGCACCUCCAGAAAUGAUUAGCCAAGAAUAUCAUUUUGAGAGAAGCUUGCUUUUGACCUCAAGUCUUGUUACACAUCUCAGGGUUUCUACAGAAGAGAGCCUACAUAAAUGGGAGACAAGUAGCAUACACACCAAUGAGGUUUCAGGCCAAAGUAAAUAUUUGACCCUCUCUACACAGAAAAAAUCUUGGAAAUGUGGUGAAUGUGGAAAGACCUUUACUCAGCGCUCAUCCUUUACCCAGCAUCAGAGAACUCAUACAAGACCCUACACAUGUGAGGAAUGUGGGAAAACUUUUAGUCGUAGCUCAUUCCUUAUUCGACAUCAAAGAAUUCACACUGGAGUGAAGCCAUAUGAGUGUGAGCAGUGUGGGAAAACAUUUCGAUGUCGAUCAUUUCUUACUCAGCAUCAGAGAAUCCACACUGGAGAGAAACCAUAUAAAUGUAAUGAAUGUGGGAAUUCCUUCCGCAAUCAUUCACAUCUCACUGAACACCAGAGAACUCAUACUGGAGAGAAACCUUACAAAUGUAAUAGGUGUGGGAAGGCCUUCAGUCAGAACACACACCUCAUUCAUCAUCAGAGAAUUCACACUGGUGAGAAACCUUAUUUAUGCAACGAAUGUGGCUCUUCUUUUCGCAAACACUCAAAUCUUACACAGCAUCAGAGAAUUCACACUGGGGAAAAACCGUAUAAAUGUGAUGAGUGUGGGAAAACUUUCCAUACAAAGGCAAACCUCUCUCAGCAUCAGAGAAUUCAUACUGGAGAGAAACCCUAUAAAUGUAAGGAAUGUGGGAAAGCCUUUUGUCAGAGCCCAUCCCUUAUUAAACACCAGCGAAUUCAUACUGGAGAAAAACCAUAUAAAUGUAAGGAAUGUGGUAAAGCUUUUGCUCAGAGCACCCCACUCACUAAACAUCAGAGAAUUCAUACAGGAGAAAGACCCUACAAAUGCAGCGAAUGUGGUAAAGCUUUCAUUCAGAGCAUUUGCCUUAUUCGGCAUCAGAGAAGUCACACUGGAGAAAAACCCUAUAAAUGCAAUGAAUGUGGAAAGGGCUUUAACCAGAAUACCUGCCUCACUCAGCAUAUGAGAAUUCAUACUGGAGAGAAGCCCUAUAAAUGUCAAGAAUGUGGGAAAGCCUUUGCUCACAACACAUCUCUUACUGAACAUCACAGAACUCACACCGGUGAGAAGCUCUAUAAAUGUAGUGAGUGUGAGAAAACCUUCCGCAAGUAUGCACACCUUAGUGAACAUUACAGGAUUCACACUGGUGAGAAGCCUUAUGAGUGUGUUGAAUGUGGAAAAUUCUUCAGACAUAGUUCAGUCCUUUUCAGACAUCAGAAACUUCACAGUGCUGAAUAAAUCUGGCAUUCAUGUGAUGGUUUCUUUAGGGAGAGUGCUAGGAAUCUGGCCCAGGGGAGAGACACAGGAAGAGUUCCUAGAGGGAAGGAUAAAGGAGCCUUGUACACCACACUCAAGAAUAUUUUCAGAAAUGUAGGUGGGGGUUUGGAGAAUGCAGAGCCUACUCCAGGUGGGCAUCUGGGAAUACAGGAUAGGAAGGAAGUUCCUACUUUUCAGAGAAAGCUUGGCUCCUUGCCAUUCCUCUCCCUAGGGCACUCUAAUAGCUGGAGGUGCCAUUUAUUAAGAUAACACUGUGUUUCCCUUAUUACACUCCUGCCUUACCUUCUCAACUUGUCACCUGUGUUCACUGCUCACUAGGCUGGAUUGCUUUUCCAAACUGAUGCUCAGUGUGAAAGUGGCAGCUGUUGUGAGGUGGUACUGAGUAGCCUCCAAAUGACUGAGGUGGCUACUGUGGGAAGGCUGCCCAUCUGUGGACCUGGUCCCGUGAAGGGGAGACAGAAACAAACGAAAACAAUCCUUCUUCAUUUAUUUAUUCAACAAAUAUCAGGAUAUAUGGCAAGAACUGGGCUGAUUUCUGCAGGAAUGGUGAAGAAGGCUUUUUAUUAGGGUUAGGGAGAUCUUUCCCAAUCCUUUAAAACUAGAAGGUCACUUGGGGCUAGGAAGGAAAUAAGUCAAAACAUUUCUCAAAUGCUGUCAGUUUGUGGGAAGGAAGUCAGAUCUGCUUAGAGGGUCACAGAGAGGAAGACCUACCUUCUAUCCCUGUGGAAUUAUUGGCUUACCCAGAGAGGAAAUGGUUUUUGCUGGGUUACCAGUGGUAAGAGGCCUCAGAGCAGGAAGUCUGCCUGUGACUGAGCAAGCCACCCACAUAUUCCUGACCGGGACUAGGGCAUAUUCCUGUCCCUUAUUAGUUUGGCUGGUCGACUAGUACACAGGGACCAGGGGAUAGGAGCCCGCUAGGAUCAGCUUGGGACUUGGUUUGUUAGCCCUUAGGGUGAGAAAGCAUUUGUGAUAAAGGAAGGCAGCCCCUUUCAGGUUGGCUGCACUUGGGCAUUGGUGGACCAGUCCUUAAGAGAGAGAGCUUCAGUGAUGAAGUCACUGUAUUGGAGAAGGCUAGGUUUUGUGUAAUCACAGCAUUGGAGGUUUGUUUUUUGCUUUGUUUUGACUGUGCCACUUGGCACAAGGAAUCUGAGUUUCCUGACCAAGAUUGAGCCCGUGCCCAUUGCAGCAGAAGCGUGGAGUCUUAACCACUGGACCACCAGGGAAGUCCCGGCACUGGAGAUUAUAACCAUAGAUUCAUGAGAGUCGGAUGUUUGUUUUUAUUGGGACUUUCUUAAUCCAGAAUGUUUAUCAUUCUUUGCGAACUAGAGCUAUCUAGGGAACCACUUCUCAUGGGAUGCAUUUGGAAAGAAUUCUAAAGAGAAUUACCUCUUUUUCACCUCUGAAAAUCAAGAUAGCAUGGUUUGCCAUGACUGAUGGCAUUUUAUUUUUUGAGUGAAAAGAAGGGCAUGUUUCCCCUUUACGUCUCCAUUCUCUUUCUUGUUCUUAACUGCUACCUAGAGAAUCAGCUGUGGAAGAUUAUAUGAGGAUAGCCUUUGACUGGUAUUUGAAAUAGUUUUCUAUGCUCUGAAGUUGAUAUAGUUUUUAAAAAUAUGACCAUUAAACACAACUGAAGUAAGUUAA
Molecule: messenger RNA, 3447 nt
Organism: Odocoileus virginianus texanus
Lineage: Eukaryota; Metazoa; Chordata; Mammalia; Artiodactyla; Cervidae
Gene: ZNF502
Product: zinc finger protein 502
Biological process (GO): regulation of transcription by RNA polymerase II
Cellular component (GO): nucleus; nucleoplasm
Molecular function (GO): RNA polymerase II cis-regulatory region sequence-specific DNA binding; DNA-binding transcription repressor activity, RNA polymerase II-specific
Source: RefSeq, a predicted model, not a curated record